Messenger RNA from Pristis pectinata (smalltooth sawfish), 2374 nucleotides. RefSeq names its product cytoglobin-2-like. The transcript is spliced from 3 exons. NCBI's taxonomy places the organism in Eukaryota, Metazoa, Chordata, Chondrichthyes, Rhinopristiformes, Pristidae. The coding region runs from base 177 to 653 and encodes 158 amino acids. Gene Ontology annotation, biological process: oxygen transport. Gene Ontology annotation, molecular function: iron ion binding; heme binding; oxygen binding. The record is from RefSeq and is a predicted model, not a curated record.
CCUUGGUGAAUGCACUGAGAGGGAGGCGGAACAAGAAAUCUACAAUGACUGGGGCGUGAUUUCCAAGACGACACGUGAUAUUGCAGGAUCCUUUGUAACAACUUAAAAGUCGCCGGCAGCCUGGUCCGCGUACCAGAGAAAGGCUGCCUGCUGUUCCCUCAUUGAUCGCUGCAGACAUGACUGACCUGACAGAAGCCGACAAAGGCCAUGUUCGCAGCAUCUGGCAGAAGCUGUUUGCGGAUCCCGAAGCAAACGGCAGGACAGUUGUGUUGAGAUUGUUCACAGAUCACCCUGAAACAAAGAAGUACUUCAAAACUUUUAAGAACAUUUCAACUCCAGAAGAAAUGCAAAAAUCGACUCAGAUCAAGAGACAUGGUAAGGCAGUGAUGAACCGGUUGAAUGACAUCAUGGAGAAUCUGGAUGACUGGAAUGCAGCCUGUGUCAUUUUGACAAAGUUGGCAGAAAGGCACAUUUAUCAGCAUAAAGUGGAGGUACAGAACUUUCAGGUUAUAUUUAAUGUAAUCAUCAACAUUCUGACAGAGUCAUUGGGAACCAGCUUUACACCUGAGAUCCGUGAAUCCUGGCAGAAGUUGUUUAAAAUAAUUUACAAUUACCUUGAGAAUUGCUACAAGGAACUUGAAGCUGCUUCCUAGAUUGCUGUAACUUUCACUGUGCACAUGUUACUACUCCAACAAUUGAUGAAUUAAUUGCCUAUUAUCACUAAACUAUGUAUGGCACAUAUUAACAUAACCAGAAUUUUAAUACAUUUUAAACUAAAGUUGGUGAAUAAAGAACCAGGAAUAUCAUCAAAAUAUCUAUUAAUCACCUCUCUUGUUCAAAUUGCAUCAAAGUAAGAAGUAAUUUUUUGGAUUAUUUGAUCAACUAGCAUAAUUUUAAAACUAACAUUUAAAUAUGUUUUAAAGUAAAGCACAUUUUAAUUCAAAAGACACAUACAAACCUUUAUCAGUUUCAUGUGUUAUGAUGAAUGACUUCCCAAAGAACUGUGGUAUGAUAUGGAGCAGCACACAAAAAGCUGCAGGGUCAGGAAGCAUCUAUGGAGAGAAGUGGACAGUCAAUGUUUCAGGUCAAGCUCCUUCAUCUGGACUGUCCAUUUCCCUCCAUAGAUGCUGCCUGACCUGCUGAGUUCCUCCAGCUUUUUGUGUGUGUUGCUCCAGGUUCCAGCAUCUGCAGUCUCUUGUGUCUCUAUUGUGGUAUGAUAUGCUCCAUUCCAAAUAUAUUAUACCCAUUCCUUUUAAUCUGAAAUUUGUACACUCCAUGUCCCUUCAAAUCUGGUUAUUUUUCAGCUUGGACUCCCUCCAGCAAUUUUAUGACUCUUUUCUCAUAAGGCUUACACCUGGGAAGGAGACGCUGUAGGUCCUUAUUGUGUCAAGACUGUUGAUACAAGCAAGGUGCUGCUGACUCUAAACUAUUUGUGCUCUGUAACAAUAUGUUGCUCAGAUUUUUUAGUGUUGCUUACAAUAAUUACUGUCAAUUUCUAACCUAUCUGUGCACAUUGAGGAUGGAUUGUAGUUUGACACAGUCUUGACACAGAAUAUGAGAUCCAGUACCUGGAUUUGAAUAUAACUUGUUUUACUUUCUCCCUUCUAUUCUGUAAUCCGUAAUUGAAUCAUUGGAAAAAAAUAAGUAUAGAGAGAAAAAAUAUUCAAAAUGUGAAGCUUGUAAUGCUUAUACAGAAUGAUUGAGUGUGUAGCUGAUUAAAAUAUUAUAAACAAAAUAGAAUUAAAAGAAAAAAAGCACUUGCUUGAAAUAUGAAAUGAAAAUAAAAAAAUACUGAGAAAUAUUCAGCAGGUCAGGUGCCAAUGGAACUGCUGAAAUGUCAUCACCUUGAUAUGUUAACUCUUCUUUUCUCUCCAUCAAUGCUGCCUGACCUUCUGAAUAUUUCCAGCAUUUUCUGCUUUUAUUUCAAAAUUAUAUACCUGUUGGAAUUGUUUGUAUUCUUAAUUUGAGGAACCAGCUUUUUGUACAGUUAUUAUCCCCUCAUAUAAUGCAGGAUUAUAACUUGAAGUUUAUGUGUAUCCUGUUUUUAAAGCCUGUGUCAACAAUUAAUUCAAAAUAAUGUUAUGCACGUUAUUCAAAUAGCCAGAGAAUUAUUUCAUGCAUGUUAUCAUCUGAUAUUAUAGAUGAUGUACAAUUUAUUUCAUGAAUAUAAUGAUUUUUAAAAUCUAAAUUAUAUCUUUUUGAAUAUAUAUUUACCAAUAUUCAUACAACAGAGGAAUGUUAUUUUAUUUUAUCAAUUGAACUCAGUUUAUAGUAUUCAAUGUUAUUUCCAAAAUGCUGGUUGGUGUAGGAGAACUUGUAAGCUUGUAUUUACUUAAGUGCAAUAAAAACUUGUUGCUCAUAAUGUUUAUCUUCA